Messenger RNA from Aspergillus clavatus NRRL 1, 672 nucleotides. RefSeq names its product DJ-1/PfpI family protein. The record is from RefSeq and is a predicted model, not a curated record. Bases 1 to 672 code for a protein of 223 amino acids. Lineage: Eukaryota; Fungi; Ascomycota; Eurotiomycetes; Eurotiales; Aspergillaceae. The transcript has a single exon.
AUGCACUACGCAAUGCUCCUCUUCCCCGGCUUCGAAGCCCUCGACGUCUUCGGCCCCCUAGAAGUCCUCAACGUGCUUUCCGAGCGCACCAAGCUCCACCUCUCCCUCCUCUCCACAACCCUGGACCCUGUCUCUACCAAAUCCCCUGACCCAGCAGCCCAUCGUAUCGGGUCCGUCUGCGCACAGGAAGUAGUCCCCACCAACACAUUGACAGACAUCCUCACCGCCGUCCACGCGGGUCAAACAAGCAUCGACGUCCUCCUCGUCCCCGGCGGGGCAGGAACACGGUUCCCCGAGAUCAUCAACCCCGUGAUUGAGUUCGUGCGCGGCAUCUCCCCGUCCGUGGCCCAUGUGAUUUCCAUCUGCAACGGGGCGGGUGUGGUAGCGCGGGCCGGGGUGUUGGAUGGGAAACGGGCGACGACGAAUAAGAUGCUGUGGACGAAGACGACUGCGCUGCGGAGCGAGGUGGAGUGGGUGAAGGAGGCGCGCUGGGUGAGGGACGGGGAGGUGUGGACUUCGUCGGGGGUGAGUGCGGGUAUUGAUGUGGCGUUGGCGUUUGUGAGGGAGGUGUAUGGGAGAAAUGUGGCGGGGGGGAUUGCGAGGGAGAUUGAGUAUGUUUGGGAUGAGGAGGAUGAUGGGACGAGGGAUCUGUUUGCUUCGCACGCUGUGUAG